This is a messenger RNA of Brienomyrus brachyistius, 2641 nucleotides long. RefSeq names its product sirtuin 7 (gene sirt7). Lineage: Eukaryota; Metazoa; Chordata; Actinopteri; Osteoglossiformes; Mormyridae. The transcript is spliced from 10 exons. Bases 139 to 1410 code for a protein of 423 amino acids. The record is from RefSeq and is a predicted model, not a curated record. Gene Ontology annotation, molecular function: NAD+ binding.
AAUGCAGGGAGGUCUCGUGUCUGCGCACAAGCCAGCGCACCCAUUUACAGCCACCAGAGGGCGUGAUUUGAACAGACAACGGCUCUGCGGCUGCGCGUACGCCGGUGCGCGGUGCUCGUCGGUCCCCAAACAGGAAGAAUGGAGGACUCGUCGUCUGCGGGGAGCAGCUUCUCGUCCAGAGCCAAGAGAAAGGCGCAGGAGAGAGCUAAGAUCCUGCAACGGGAGGACCAGCGGAGGACGCUGAAGCUGGUGAGGUCGGGAAGCGGGGCUCCGGCGCCGGGACCGGCGUGUUUUAAGGUGUCGCGGAUCCUGAAGAAGUCGGAGUGGGAGCGCACGGCCGAAGAUGUGGCAGAGUUGGAGAGGCACAGCGAGACUGUGCGGGAGCUGUGCAGGAGGCAGAUGCGGCGGAACAUCCUGAAGAGGAAGCAGGAGGAGGUAUUCGACGACACGGACGACCUGCGGCGGAAAGUGGCACAGCUGGCAGAGGCGGUCCGCGGCGCCAGGAACCUCGUCGUGUACACGGGGGCGGGCAUUAGCACGGCGGCCUCAAUCCCCGACUACCGAGGUCCAAACGGUCUGUGGACUCAGCUGCAGAAAGGCAGAUCAGUGAGCACGUCGGACCUGAGCGAGGCGGAGCCCACACUGACACACAUGGCCAUCCGGAUGCUGCACAAGGAGAAGCUGGUGCAGCAUGUGGUGUCUCAGAACUGCGACGGGCUGCACCUGCGCAGCGGCCUGCCGCGACACGUCCUGUCUGAGCUCCACGGCAACAUGUUCAUCGAGGUGUGCACCUCGUGCUCCCCGGCGCGGGAGUGGAUCCGGCUGUUCGACGUGACGGAGCGGACCGCCCUGCACCGGCACGGCACGGGCAGGCUCUGCGGGCACUGCGGAGGGGAGCUGUGUGACACCAUCGUGCAUUUCGGGGAGCGCGGCACACUGGAGCAGCCGCUGAACUGGGAGGGGGCCGUCAGGGCCGCCGGUGCUGCCGACGCCAUCCUCUGCCUGGGCUCCAGCCUCAAGGUGCUUAGGAAAUACUCCUGCCUGUGGUGCAUGAACAGACCAGCCAACAGAAGGCCAAAGCUUUACAUAGUCAACCUGCAGUGGACACCAAAGGAUGACCUGGCAACCCUUAAAAUCCAUGGAAAAUGUGACGACGUCAUGCGUCUUCUGAUGGAGGAGUUGGACAUCCAGGUUCCUUCCUACGUCAAAGCAGAAGACCCCAUUUUCAGCUUGGCCACAAUGCUGACGCCUGGAGAAGAAAACAGUCACACUCGUAAAGUGGUAUCGCCAUCUACAGGGCUGGAGGAGAGAAUGACGGACACUGAGGGGCCGCGUCCAGGAGCUCCCGUCCAGGGUGGAUGGUUCGGACGAGGUUAUUCAAAGGGAAGGAGGAAGAAGAAAACAGCUUGAAUAACCCAGGUGUGGCAGAUUUUACCAGAAAGUAUUUAUUGAGAAUCCAGUCUCAGUUUCACGUGGUGCUAAUUAACUGUCUCAAAGGACCUUUGGUUUGGUAAAUGGGUAAUGUUACUGUUUAUUGAAUUUGACCUGUUUGCACCUUACUCUGUCCUCAGGUAUUUAGUCAGAGCAAUAAGCAACUUGACUGGGUCGUUAUUUCUGUUCACAAAGUCAACAGUGAAAAGAAAGGGUUGAAAACAUGCGGAUACGGCUGUUAGUUUAAAUGUUUACAUUUCUCCUGAAGUGGGUGCAAAUAAGCAGGGUGUAAAUAUAAUGUUUUACUGCGUUCUCUGUAUUUGCUUGAACAGUAUAAAGAAAUGAUUUUUGUUUUUAAGCUGCUGACCUAUCUUGGCCUUAUCCAGAAAGACAUGGUGGAGUGUAAAGGUCUAGUAGGGUCAUUGUGGAUGUUUGCUGUAAGACAGUGUUUCUCAAGCCAGUCCUCAGGGUCCCCCUGACAGUCCACAAUUUUGCUCGCUCCCAUCCCUGUACCAGGGAUUCGGGGCUCUUGAUUGCUUGGUUCAGGUGCACUCGGAGCUGUGAGGGAGCAAGAGUGCGGACUGUAAGGGGACCGGGUUCAGAACCACUGGUGUAAAAGGUCUAGACUUGUGACCCAAGCAUGCGGGUCCGGUGACUUCCCAUCUGCUGUUGUACCUCAGAGUGAGCCAUUUGGCCAGAGCUGCUCUGCAGCUAUGUAAGUAAGGGUAUAAUGGCAUGAUGCAUGUUAAUGUUUGCAGGUCAGGGUGUUUAAGGGUAUUUAAGCAUCUGAUGAACGUCGUACAGUGAUUUCGGGGUGAUGCAUUGUUAAACUCUUCAGUGUUCCUGUGUUCUGACCAGUCAGCGACCGGCCUGUCCGUAUCCUGGCAAAAUCGCGGCUGGGUCUGGAUCACGUGUACUCGCGAAUGUUCCUCCGUACUCUCAGGGGAUCCGGGACUGUGAUGCCGGGGUUUGGCGGUUACGAGGUCGCCCCCUGCCUGCCUCUGCCUGCACAGUCUCUGUCGCUCAUGUUUUGGUUAUUUUCGCUUACGCGGCCGGUCUUGACGUUUUGUAGACCACCCUGUUUGAACGGGUAUUUAUAAUUUGAAGUAUUUGUAUAGUUCCCAGGCACUGUGACUUGCAGAUGGACAAGGACCCAAGUCCAGCCUCUCAAGGUUUUUAUGUGCUGAUUGUAAUAAAAGUCUUUGUUUUA